Molecule: messenger RNA, 2566 nt
Organism: Pelmatolapia mariae (spotted tilapia)
Lineage: Eukaryota; Metazoa; Chordata; Actinopteri; Cichliformes; Cichlidae
Gene: optn
Product: optineurin
Exons: 13
Coding region: 137-1723 (528 amino acids)
Biological process (GO): Golgi ribbon formation; protein localization to Golgi apparatus; regulation of canonical NF-kappaB signal transduction
Cellular component (GO): Golgi apparatus; cytoplasm; nucleus
Molecular function (GO): K63-linked polyubiquitin modification-dependent protein binding
Source: RefSeq, a predicted model, not a curated record
UGUAUCGUCACUCAACGCCCCUGCUAACUAGAAGAGCAAUAUUACUCGACAUACACAGCCACCUUUGCGAUACUGCCUAUGUAUUGUCAGCGCGAACGGGCAGGCCGUGUUUAGUUCUCGAGUUGACAGCAGCAUCAUGGCGUCUGGAGGCCCCGUGAUGAACGGCGACAUCUCUCGCUCUGCCAAUCAGCCCGGCACACUGGAGGAAACCCUGCAGCAGAUGAACAUCCUCAUUCAGGAGAACAGAGACCUGAAAGAGGCUCUCCGUCAGACCAACCUGACGAUGAAGGAGCGCUUCGAAGGUUUGUCUGCGUGGCGGGAAAAACAGAAGGAAGAGCGGGACUUCCUGGAGAGCCGGCUCGAGGAGGCCCGUGGCCGCAUGGAAGCACUUACCCUCCAAAACCAGGAGCUGAGCAGGAGGCUGGAGGAGACCGGGAAGAUCGGAGGAGCUGUGGGAGGAAUGCAGAGUGCAGAGCUGGAGGCCCUGCGUGCUCAGGUCGCUCGGCUGCAGGCAGAGAAGAACGACCUGGUGGCCUUGAACUCUGAGCUACAGCUCAAGGCAGAGCACGAUUCUCAGGAUGAUUCGUUUAUUGAGAUCAUCAAAGUGUCGGAUGGAGGGGUCGAUGGCGUGAACGAGGCGUUGGGGGCAGAGCGCAGCCGACGCCAGGAUGCGAGCAUGACAGCAUCACGCAUGGACAACGAGGAGGUGACGGUUAGCCAGCUGCUGCAGUCCCUGAGGAAUGAGGCGGAGAAAAGCGAGAGGCUGCAGGGUGAGCUGCAGACCUGCACGGCCAGAAUUCGAAAGCUAGAAGAAAAAAAGUCCAAUGUAGAGGAAUUCACCCAGACACCUGAGCCAGAGAACAAAGAGGAUUCUGCGAAAAAAGAUAAGGCGGCCUCUGAGGUGGAGAAUCUGAAGGCUCAGAUGAUGACACUCUACAAAGAGCUGCAGCAGGCUCAGAGCAAACUGGAUGAAGCAGAAGGCAUGAAGAAGAACCUGCAGGACAGAUGUCGGGAGGUGGAGCAGGAUGUGGCAACCCUGAAGGCCCAAUUGGUGGAGAAACAGGCCGUUCAGACGGAGAAUGACCGACUGAAGCUCCAGCUGAACAGCAUGCAGGCCCAAAGCCUGAUGGAGCAGAGGAAGACUGCAGAAGAGAAGAACAACCUGGCGCAGCUGAAGGACGCCUACACCAAACUGUUUGAGGACUACACUGAGCUCAAAGACGAGAAACAGAGAAAAGAGUCUCAUAUGGCGGAGGAGCUGCAGCAGCGGCUGACAGCAGCUGAAGAAGCUCUCGCUAUUAAGCAGAAAAAGAUCGAUGAGAUGAAGCAGGACAUGUUCCAAAAGGAGAAGGAGCUGGAGACCAUAUCUGUUUUCCAGGCUCAGGCAGAGAUCUACUCCUCCGACUUCCACGCAGAAAGAGCAGCGAGGGAGAAACUCCACGAAGAGAAGGAGCGUCUGGCUGCUCAGCUGGAGUACGUGAAGAAGCAGAACACCCAGCUGCAAGACGAGAUGGACUCAAUGGGCAGGCGCUCACUGAACGAGAUGCAGAGGAGACAUUUGUCACAAGGUGGAAACCCACAUGGAGGUGGACCAUCUUUAGUUGGAAGAGGUACUGACUGGCAGCAUCGGGGGAAUAUCCCUGAGCACGCAUGUCCCAAGUGUAAUGAGAUCCUUCCAGACCUGGACUCCCUCCAGAUCCACAUCAUGGACUGCAUCAACUAGACGUGCGUCACAGCAUAUAAGCAUUCACGGCAACAGCGGCUGCAUCAUCACCUAAUCGGAGUCUUCCUCUGCUUUGUCCUGUACCUCUUCACUCCAAGAGAUCCCAUAUGGGAUCAAUAAAAUUUAUUCUCGGGUGGGAACACUUUGCUUUUGGAAGAAGCCAAACUGUGAUGUUUGGAAAUGCAUGUGAAAAGAGUAUGUUGACUGUAUUUUGUUGUACAUUUAAAAGUUGCUCACAAACACUCAGAACAGUAUAGAAAACAUUCUACAGAACACCUCCUAUCAUGCAACAUGCUGUCCGUCACAUUGUUGGUUUUUUUUUUUUUUUUGUAGCUGUGUUGUCUGAAGCAAGCUGAAAAUUUUCAGGGGCAAAACAAGUCCAGAGCAAACAAAACAGAAGCUGCAUAGACCUUUUGGUAAGAUUUUAGUUAAGCACUGACCACUGGUCAUAAAUAUAUUAAUAAAUCAACCAAAGUUGAGCCUUUAAAAGCUGCAUCUGUUUACAAGUAUUUGGUUGCUGAAGGCUUUCUAUAUUUUUGAAGGAUUCUUUUUCAAAUUAAAAUGAAAUUGCUUCUAUAUUUUUCCUCACUAAGGAUAUUUUAGUUCAUAAUUUGGUGUUUGGUGGUAAAAGCAGCAUUCACCAUGUAGGCACUUUAUGAAAGAUAUAUAUUUUAUUUUGACUUUGCAUAUUGUACCUGAUAAUCAGAAUAUAAUGUAUUUAACCUGAUGAUCAAUUUGUCAAAGUGCAGGCAGAAUCUGUACUCUGUAGACUGUAAAGACCUUCCUGAUUCAAGUUCGGGGAAAGAAAAUAAAAGCGUUUGCAAAUGUGUUUGCUUUUACUCA